Heterostelium album PN500 is the source of this 294-nucleotide messenger RNA. RefSeq lists its product as uncharacterized. The coding region runs from base 1 to 294 and encodes 97 amino acids. The transcript has a single exon. Lineage: Eukaryota; Evosea; Eumycetozoa; Acytosteliales; Acytosteliaceae. The record is from RefSeq and is a predicted model, not a curated record.
AUGGCUACCGACCAGAAUAUGGCAACUUUACUGGAAUUGGUAGAUUCACUUCCAGCGAGUGAAGGUGAUACAAAAGUAGUGUUGGAAGUAAUAUUGGACCCUCUUUUCGAUAUUGAGAAAAUACCAAGCGCACAAGACAACAAAUUGAGUUUUAUUAAAUCUCAAAAAAAUUCAUUAAAACUCAAAGACAAAGAGAGUGACAUAUUUAAUCAAAUUCAGAAAUUGGGCAACUCAGACAGUGAUGAGAGACCAUUAACCUCAUCUGAAAAUACUUCAGAUGAACCAAUAACAUAA